Molecule: messenger RNA, 2852 nt
Organism: Vanessa tameamea
Lineage: Eukaryota; Metazoa; Arthropoda; Insecta; Lepidoptera; Nymphalidae
Product: protein hunchback
Exons: 3
Coding region: 188-2035 (615 amino acids)
Biological process (GO): regulation of transcription by RNA polymerase II
Molecular function (GO): RNA polymerase II transcription regulatory region sequence-specific DNA binding; DNA-binding transcription factor activity, RNA polymerase II-specific
Source: RefSeq, a predicted model, not a curated record
CGAAGUCACACAGAUCUCGGCUGCGGAGACGUAGAGUUGUCUCUAAAAAGUAUAAAAGCUUUUACGUUCGUGGAUUUAAGUUGAAAUCACGUAGUGGAAUAUAAACUCGAGUGAAGUUGAAUAAGAUAUAUGUUAAACUUGUAUUGGUGUUGUGUUUACAAACGUUCGCUGAUAAAUACUGGAAGGUAUGCUAAGCUGCGCCUCCCCCGCCGGCAUGCCGCCCGCGCCACACGCGCAAAGUUGGGGAGCCUUAAUGCAACAACCACUUAUUAAAACAGAACCGAUGGAGGACGGAAGCUUUUCAAAAGAACAAGCGAGUGGAUUCUAUUCUGAGGGUUUCCAUAGUGCAUCGCCGUCAUCGUCGAGUAAAGAUUCCAAUGGACAUUCACCUAGAAGCGUCGGCAGUACUGGUGAACCAUCUCCAUAUUACGACAAUAUGCCUCUAAAAGCCAAAGCUAAUCUGGGUAUGCAUUUGGAAGCCUAUCGCAACGGCCUUCCUUAUAACUUACUCACACCCCCUGGUUUUGAAAAUAGAAAUAAUGAAGAUUGCGAACAAUCCCCGUACGGCUCGUAUUCACCGCGGUCUCUUGUACCCCCAACUCAUGUAUCGACCCCGUUAGCACGCGCUGAUGCUACUCCACCUAAAUCACCACCGAGAACGCCCUCGUCCCCUGAUAGAGAUCACGAAAGGCGAGCUUUCGAACGAUUCCAUGAUUCGGGUUUCGAAGGCAUUGGCCAAAAUAAAAAUGAAGGCGAUGAUGGUCGAGAUGGAUCUGGGCUCGAUGAAGACUUUGACGAUGAACCAGGUCUCCGUGUUCCAGCUGUGAAUUCUCAUGGAAAAGUUAAAACCUUCAAAUGCAAACAAUGCGAAUUCGUCGCAGUAACCAAACUUAGUUUCUGGGAACAUAGCAAAGAACAUAUCAAGCCCGAAAAAAUGCUAUCGUGCAGGAAAUGUCCUUUUGUAACUGAAUAUAAGCAUCACCUGGAAUAUCAUAUGAGGAACCAUUUAGGAUCCAAGCCUUUCCAAUGCUCGCAAUGCUCCUACUCUUGCGUAAACAAAUCAAUGCUAAACUCGCAUCUAAAGUCCCAUUCUAAUAUAUAUCAAUAUAGAUGUGCCGAUUGUAACUACGCUACAAAAUACUGCCAUUCUCUUAAAUUACAUCUUCGGAAAUAUAAACACAAUCCAGCGAUGGUACUAAACAUGGACGGAACGCCUAAUCCUCUUCCAAUAAUUGAUGUUUACGGUACUCGGCGUGGACCAAAACAAAAGCCUAUUAUGAAAAUGUACGACCAGCAACAAAUAAACAAUAACAAUAAACAUCAGCCACCGCCGCCUACCCAUCCUAUCUUUGGAAAUCAUUUCCCCGUUAAUCUACCGUAUCUGCCGCCGCUGCUACCACAUUCAUUCCUCUUUCCACCGAACAAUAAUUACGAACAAAGGACUUCGCCAAAAAUAACUGAAUUACCGGUUGAAAAACAGUCGGCACCAUCUCCUCAAUCCAUAUUACAUCAGCGUCUGGCUUACAGAGAUGUCCCCGCUGAAACAAAUGCAACACCACCGCCAAUCAAGUCGCCGGCUAGUUUACCUCGAACACCGAUAGCACCGCGCAGUGUUUCUCCGCCGGCAACGUCUGAUGCACUUGAUUUAACAAACACUAAAAUAAGUGAAGCAGGAUCACCACCACCGCUUGAUCGGCCGGCACCCGUCACACCCACCACAGCGUUAAAGAACAGAAGGAAAGGUCGCGCUUUUAAAUUACAGCCAGCAGCUUUAAGACUACAACACGAAGAUGAUAAAAUGGAAGCGAAUGCAUCUGACGAAGAGUCGGACGCAUCAGCUGAGGCUGCUGUAACCUCUGUGCCAACUUCAUACACAUGUCAAUAUUGUGACAUUACAUUUGGCGAUCUCACAAUGCACACUAUACACAUGGGUUUCCAUGGAUACAACGAUCCUUUCAUGUGUAACAAAUGUGGGGAGAGAAGUGCUGAUCGCGUGGCAUUCUUCAUUCAUCUCGGCCGCGCCCAACACGCGUGAGUUAAUUGAAAUUGCAAAGAUUCAACCUAGUCAACGCUUUGCGUUCAAGCCAAUUAGCCUAUUAGCUGUAGGCAGUUUCUAUCGUUAGAAUUAAAUUAUUGUUAGGUGAAAUGUAACAUUUUGUAAUCAAUUUAUUUUAAGCCAAAGAUUUAUUUCGUAGAAAAGCUUGUGUUUGUACGCACGUUUCCUCAUGAGGUUCAAACGAUUUUAUAGUAGUUGUUAUAAAAAAACUUUAAAAUGUCAAAGUUAGAUGCAUAAGUAAUAGUGUAAUGUUUGAAUGUAAAUAGUAAUUGUUUAAGACGAAGAAUGUGAGUAUGAUUUCUCUGUGUUUUAACUAUAACAAGAAUUUGUUAGACCCGUGUACUAUUAGAGAUAAGUAUGUUUAGCGAAAGACCAAUAAUUUAUUAAGACUGUAUCUAAUUAGUACAAAGACAAUGUUCAAGUCACUAAGAGUCAUGUAAGUUUAUGUUUAAAUUUAAUAUUAAGAUGUAAAUUUUUAAUGCUACGGUGAAGUUACCUAUAGCGCAUUAGUAACGAUAGUGUAUUUUAACGCUUCUUUUAAGUCAGAGUGUAUUUAUAGGGGUAUAUUAAAGAUUUAUAAUUUUAUUUAUUUAUUUCGUACAGCUACCAUUAUGAUUGUGAUUAGUAGUUAUUAUUUCCACCGUGAAAACUAAACAUACUUUGUUACGGUAAAGGUUUUUGAUUGUAAUGUAUGAAGAUGUUAUUCGAACAUUUAUUGUAAUUUUUAUAAAAAAAAGAAGUAUAUUUCCUUUGUGUGCUGGAAACAUAUGAUAAUAAAAAACCAGUUUUAUCCUAA